Coffea eugenioides is the source of this 1823-nucleotide messenger RNA. RefSeq names its product cytochrome P450 CYP72A219-like. The record is from RefSeq and is a predicted model, not a curated record. NCBI's taxonomy places the organism in Eukaryota, Viridiplantae, Streptophyta, Magnoliopsida, Gentianales, Rubiaceae. Gene Ontology annotation, molecular function: heme binding; oxidoreductase activity, acting on paired donors, with incorporation or reduction of molecular oxygen; iron ion binding. The transcript has 5 exons. Bases 43 to 1590 code for a protein of 515 amino acids.
UAUAAGAAGCACUGUAGAAAACUCACAAGGAAGUGAAGAGAUAUGGAAGUCCUAUAUAGCUUAGUUGCUGUAUUGUCUGCUUCUUUUCUUGUCAUAUUGUCAUGGAGAAUCUUAAACUGGGCUUGGUUCAAGCCGAAGAAGCGGGAGAAAUGCCUCAGACAACAGGGUUUGAGGGGAAACUCUUACAAUCUUGUGUUUGGAGACAUGAAAGAGACUGUCAGGAUGAUCCAAGAAGCCAAGUCUAAACCCAUUAACUUUACCAAUGAUAUUGUCUCCAGAGUCAUGCCGUUCAUUGAUAAAACCAUCAAAACUUAUGGUGAAAAUUCCUACGCAUGGGCUGGACCAAUGCCUGCAGUCCUGCUCAUGGACCCUGAACAUAUAAAGGAGGUUAUGAACAAAAGUUUCAAUUAUCUGAAGCCUCCUGGUAAUCCACUAAGCAAGCUACUUGCUACGGGACUUGUUAGCUAUGAAACUGAUAAAUGGUCCAAACACAGGAAGCUUAUUAAUCCUGCUUUCCAUCUAGAGAAAGUGAAGCUUAUGCUCCCGGCAUUUCGUUUGAGUUGUUUUGAGAUGGUGAGCAAAUGGGAACAAUUAAUCUCGGAAAAAGGAUCCUGUGAAUUGGAUGUGUGGCCUGAGCUUCAAGCUUUAACAAGUGAUGUAAUUUCAAGAACUGCAUUUGGAAGCAACUAUGAAGAAGGACAGAAGAUUUUUGAACUUCAGAAAGAACAGGCUGAGCUGAUCUUGCUAGCUGCGCGAUCACCUUAUGUUCCGGGAUGGAGGUUUGUGCCGACUAAGAGGAACAAAAGAAUGAAGGGAAUUGCGAAGGAGGUUCGGUCAUUAGUGAUGGAUAUGAUAAAUAACAGAGUGAAGGCAAUGAAAGCCGGGAAAGCUAAGAAUGAUGACUUAUUGGGUAUACUAUUAGAGUCCAAUUUCAAGGAGAUUCAACAACAUGGAGAUAAGAAAUUUGGAAUGACUUUAGAUGAAGUCAUUGAAGAGUGCAAGUUGUUCUAUUUUGCUGGACAGGAGACAACCUCAUCCUUGUUGGUCUGGACUUUGAUUCUUCUGAGUAAGCAUCAAGACUGGCAGGAUCGUGCCAGAGAUGAGGUUCAGCAGGUUUUUGGCAGCAAGAAACCAGAGUUUGAAGACUUAAAUCACUUGAAAGUUAUCACAAUGAUUUUGAACGAGGUUCUAAGGCUAUAUCCACCAGUUGUAAUGCUUGGUCGAAUGACUACUGAAACAACCAAAUUAGGGGAACUAACUUUACCGGCUGGAGUGCAGCUCCUGUUGCCUGCAAUCCUUCUGCAUCACGACAGUAAGAUAUGGGGUGAUAAUGCAAAAGAAUUCAAACCAGAGAGAUUUAGUGAAGGAAUUUUAAAGGCAACUAAAGGGCAGCUGACUUAUUUUCCAUUUGGUUGGGGACCCCGGAUCUGCAUUGGACAAAAUUUUGCAAUGUUAGAAUCAAAGUUGGCAUUAGCUAUGAUCUUGCAGCGCUUCUCUUUCGAGCUUUCUCCUCUGUAUGCGCAUGCUCCUCACACAAUCAUCACUCUCCAACCCCAGCACGGUGCUCAGCUGAUUUUGCGCAAACUCUAGUGUACAACAAGAUACAACAAAUUUAUCCAUGAUGUGAGAAUAAUGACUUCAGGACAUGUUUUGUGUUGUAUUAAGUAGGUCCAAGAACUGUGUGGACGAUAAAUCUAGGCUUGUAUUAAGGACGAGGCUUUGACAUUGCAGCUCAGGGAUUGUUUAAACUCUUAUUGCUGUGUUAUUAAACUACUUUAAAAUGUUAAGUACUGUAUAAUUUUUGCAAUUAAUUUGUUGGAGAA